CUCGCAAGCUGCAUUCUUGCUGUGUCUAGAAGCUCACAGGCAGCUCUGCUCCUCCAGGACGCCGCGCCACGCGUCCAGACAUACGCGACGUGUCAUGGCAGCCUGAUACCCCUGCUUCAUGCAGUGAAGCUCCUCGAGCCUCUCCUGCUCUCAUUCUCACUGUCGCCACCUAUCGCAGUUUGCAACACAACCGUCGAGCAAAAGCCCCGAGGAAGGAAGGAAGUAAGGAGGAGGUCGGCGCCGCCAUGGAGAUGCUGAGCAUGCUGAAGGUGGGGUACACGGUGCUGCGCAGCGACACGCCGGCGACUGACCUCGUCAACACCUUCAUGGACUGGGCGGCUCGCCGGUCGCUCCUCCUCCUGGCGCUCUUCGUGCCCCCCUACCACGUCUACAAACUCGCCGCGUCGGCCGCCGCCACCGUCGCGCCGGAGGACGUCGCGGGGAAGGUCGUGCUCAUCACGGGCGCAUCCUCUGGCGUCGGCGAGCAAAUAGCUUACCAGUACGCUAGGAAGGGAGCAAGGCUGGCCCUGGUGGCGGGGAGGGAGGGAAGCCUGCACGAGGUCGCCGCCAAGGCGACCGAUCUCGGCUCGCCGGACGUGCUCGUUGUGCCGGGGGACGUGGCGAGGUCGGAGGACUGUAAGGCGUUCGUCCAGGCCACAGUCGAGCGCUUUGGCCGGCUCGAUCAUCUUGUGAACAAUGCCGGUUUGACCAGCGUAUGCUGGUUCGAGGAGAUGCCCGAUGUCGCCAGUUUCAAGCAAAUAUUGGACGUGAACUUCUGGGGCACAGUGCAUCCGACCCACGCCGCUCUUCCUCACCUGAAGAAGAGCCGCGGGAAGAUCUUUGUCAACUCCUCGGCCGCUGCGGUGCUGGCAAUGCCAAGGAUGAGCUUCUGCAAUGCUAGCAAGGCUGCCGUGCUGAGCUUCGCCGAGACCCUGCGGAUGGAGCUCGGCGACGAGGUCGGCGUCACGGUGGCGACGCCCGGAUGGAUCGAGUCCGAGAUGACCAAGGGGAAGCACCUCUCCAAAGGAGGGAGGGUGGAGGUCGACCAAGACACGAGGGAUGCUCGGGUGGGGCUGUUCCCGGUGGUGCGUGCCGAGCGGUGCGCCGAGGCCAUCGUGGACGCCAUCUGCCGCGGACGGCGCAGCGUCACGGUGCCGCUGUGGUACCGGGCGCUGUUCCUCUGGCGGUCGUUGGCGCCGGAGGUGGGAGACGUCCUGCAACGCGUGUUCUACCGCCGCAGCUCCGGCCACGGGGGCAGCCAGAUGAGGGCGAGGAGGGUCUUGGAGGUCACGGGCGCCAAGCGCCUGCUGCAGCCGCCGUCGCUGCACACCGCAGACAUCAAACGGGAGUAAGAGUAGAGCAGGUGGUACGUGAGUGUUACGGUGUCGUACUGGGACGAAAAUAAAAUAGAAUGUCGAGGUGUGGUUUGUGUGAAGUGUGGUGAAUGGUUCGUGUAAAUUUAAGUUGCAUUCGAACUAUGAUUCUGUUUCUACGGGCAAAACUUUUAAAAAUUAGGUGAUUUGAAGGCAA
This is a messenger RNA of Hordeum vulgare subsp. vulgare (domesticated barley), 1530 nucleotides long. Its product is annotated as 11-beta-hydroxysteroid dehydrogenase A-like. The record is from RefSeq and is a predicted model, not a curated record. The coding region runs from base 246 to 1352 and encodes 368 amino acids. NCBI's taxonomy places the organism in Eukaryota, Viridiplantae, Streptophyta, Magnoliopsida, Poales, Poaceae. The transcript is spliced from 6 exons.